This is a messenger RNA of Mesorhabditis spiculigera, 933 nucleotides long. NCBI's taxonomy places the organism in Eukaryota, Metazoa, Nematoda, Chromadorea, Rhabditida, Rhabditidae. The record is from the annotation of a GenBank genome assembly.
AUGUUCGUAGAAUUUAAUAGUUUUGAUUUUGAGGCACCUGAGGAGAAGGUCAAACCUCAAUGGUGCCUACCUGAAGAAUACCAAGUUUUACAACAACCCGCUGGAUGGUUUAUGCGCCACGAGGAAUCCAGCUACCCGUACCCUCCUGAACUCUCCUAUUUUCGCUCGAUCUACCUGCAACCGGAUUUGACUACCGACAGGAAUAAUGUUACAAAAAAAGUUGACUCUGCUUCUACUAUUUCUCGCAUAGUCGAUGCCGAUGAGCAACUUCGGCUUUGGUGUACAUCCGGACACAAAGGCCAUUCUCGUUUUCAAGCCAACAUGAUGACCGCUCAGCUGGCAUUGAAUAAACCCACCAUAACAACGGCUGAAAUGGAUUUGCUAAUUGCGGCUGCGGAGGCCACAAUGGUUUUGCCGGGUGAUCAAAUGCAAGUCUGGGAGCUUCAAAUGAAAGUAGCUAUGCGGUUUGAGAAAAGCUUGUCAGAGCUUCUCACUACAGCCAUACUACUCAUUACAAAGCACCCGGCCGAUGCGGACCGUUGGUUCGAUAUUGCACGGUGUGGACGCAAGUUACCGCUGCAUCUUUCUCUAUAUGCUAUUGCCCGUGCUGUCAAUCUGCUCGAUUACGAGAUCGACAACGGUUAUGGGGCUGGCUUUGCGCGGGAAUCUCUCGAAGUACAAGCUCGUCAUUGGAAGGAAUAUUUAGCUGCGGAAUACGCGGCAGAUAUGGUCCGCCUUGCCCUUGAAGAUAUGUCGCUCAAGAAAGAACGUGUUUACGCGCGGUCAAGCGACAAGGAGGAGAUGGACAGUCGGCCGGUUCAUGAUCGCCGUGAUAAGGAUUCGGGAAUCGUUCCACCAGAAGACUACCAACGGAUCGUUGCCGAUUUCAAAGCCCGGUUCCCUGUGAUGUUUCGCGAUGACCAAUUACAGAAU